Paramuricea clavata is the source of this 2489-nucleotide messenger RNA. The record is from the annotation of a GenBank genome assembly. Lineage: Eukaryota; Metazoa; Cnidaria; Anthozoa; Malacalcyonacea; Plexauridae.
CAGAUAUAAAUUGGCGCGUUUCAGUCACACGCUUCAUCAAACGCCUGCUGAUCAUUUGAAACGAUACACAAAAGUGACUUAUUUCGAAUCAAUUAUGGCUAAAAGUUACACUUUUUCGUUGUUUGUUGUGGCAAUUUUAUUUUGCUCGUUUUACGUACGCGAUUCGGAAGGCGUUUAUGGUAUAUUGACGCCACAAGAGGGAAAACGCGCUUUUGAAAGUGAGUCUUUGAAUCGAAAGAUUUCCACGCUUGAAGCAAUACGGGCGAAAUUACAACGGAAGGAAGCAUUCAACGCUGUGAUCUCGAAAAUGGUAUGUAAUCCACAUGUAAUAAUUUUAAACCAACGGGGAUAUUAAUAAACAGCAGUAUAUUUAUAGGAAAUAUGCAACUGUACCUGAAAGCAUACAGUAUAAACAGAACUUCCACCUUUUCGAGCGAAGGCUUUUCUUCAGAUGUUAGUAUAUUCGCAUGAUAACAGCCUCAAUUUGGCUACUAAUCACAACUUGCCGUCUAAUUAAGCGCCUUCGCUCGAAACGUCGAAGUUGUGUAAAGAUUUUUCAGUUAAUUGUAUAUUUCAUAUAAAAAAUGGCUAUUUGUUCUACCCGCUGGCAUAGGUGUUAAUAAACCCUACAAUACAUUAUUUAUGUGCAGAACAAACAUGCAAGCUAUAAUCUGUUCACAUUUAAGACCAUAAUUAGCGCUUUGAUAUUUUUAUAGUUUUAAUUUAUUAGUAAGAUAUAUAGAUGCACAGUAUAUAAGUUUAUAGUCGGAAUCACUUUCACUCGGCGAUUCCCGGAAUCGUGAAUCCUGUUUUUCCGGUUUAGUCGUUUAGCAAAACUUAACUUACAUACGGAUGUCCCUUACUACUGUAGACUUUUAGAAAGAACAGUUUUUUAAAUUAACAGACCUAUAUAGAGAAUAAAUCACAAAGUUGGAUUUGUUCAGGCUUUUUCCAGUUAUAAUACUGUGUCUGGAUCGAUAAGGAAUGACACGUACUACUAUAUAAAUAUUAGGAAUAUAACUCUGCCGUGUACGGACGAUGUGUAUGGCAAAAAGUUGAGAUUUUUUCCUUGCCAGUUAAGGAGCCUUGUUCCAAAUCUAUUCGUGCCAGCUUUUGGAAAAUUUGUUCGUCAACUGCACGGCGCCAUGGAACUUGACAAGUGUACAAUUAAGAAAUAUACUUUUGUGGUUUUGGCAAACGAAAGGCGGUUUUGACUGACGUGAGAUAAAUGUUUAACAACAUGUUAACAUUCCGUGCACACGAACAACAAAUGAGCUUGUCAGGGAAAACUUGUUGACCGCCCGUACACACGAGAAUUAAGUAAACUUGUCAUGCAAGGAAACUUUGCUCGUCUGUGUAUUUGCUCAUCUCAUAUAUUGCAUGCAUGCUAACAGUUUGUACUGUAUAUACAUAUAAGAGAUAUAAUGUUUUAUAUAAAAAGUAACAACUGCAUGCUGUCCGAAUGGCAACACUGUCGAAAUAUGUGAGUAGUUCAGGUUUCUUAAUUUCUGUAUAGUAACAAUUGAUCAAUAAGGGAUGACUUUUUACUGCUAUAUAUACCUCUGGGGAGAACAGUUUAGAACUGAUAUAGAGCAUAUCAACAAAUUAAGUCUAGUUUGUGUUAAUUCGAAUUCCUUGAUUAUUUGAAUUGUAGGAUUUUCUAAAGCUAAUUAGCUAUAGAUAGUGGAUUUUCACUAGGCUAAGUUUUACGCGGGAAGAAUUUUCUUUUAUCUUCCUUGUCAGAAUUAAGAGCCCCUAGCUCCAGAGGCUCUUUGCCUCUGGAACCAUACAGUGUAAAUUAAGAGUAUAGAAUAUCAUUUUAAAACGGACUCGUGGAGCGGAAAUAUCGCUUCGUGUGCCGCGAUUUUGAAUUCAAUUAAAACCAGCCGGCUAAAGAUUUUAUCGUUUCCUAUUAAAAGUAUAACAUUUUCAGUUGUUGCUACUCAGAUUCACUCACAGCCUAGCUGGUGGUCUUUGUACAACAUCGAAUCAAACAAAGCCAUGCUAUCGCUUAUGAAUAGCCAGCAUGCAGCAAGCGAAAUCCAAAAAUGGAAGAAUUAGCGACGAUUGCAUAUAUAUUGUAUCGCGAUUGAGCCGGGUUGACACACUUCCUAAACCUAAUUUAUGCUGAUUGACUUACGCAGAUUGCCAUGCAACGAAGUGGGCGAAAAAUGAGGGCGAAUUAUCUAUCGUUUGCUGAUAUUUUUCUUUUUUUAAUAGAUACGUGAUCAAGCUGCUCAAAUAAACAUCGACAGACCAAUUCCUGAAGAACUGAAUAACAACAAUUGAGAAAAAAAAACACAGAAAUGUAGAAUUAUAUAAUGAAAACAAUUGCAACGUACUAAUAUAAAUAAAUAAGCUUCAAAUUAACUAAAUCCACAGUAUUUUGCUCCUAAGAUCUAGGUUAUUUACAGUUAAGUGUGCUGCUAAUGGAUUAAUUUAAAAACUAUCAAUAUUAUUAGAAAAAUAUAACAAAUAAUUGUAUUGAU